Molecule: messenger RNA, 1701 nt
Organism: Peniophora sp. CBMAI 1063
Lineage: Eukaryota; Fungi; Basidiomycota; Agaricomycetes; Russulales; Peniophoraceae
Source: the annotation of a GenBank genome assembly
AUGUACACCGCCCGCAUUGUUCGGGCCAUCUCCCGAUUGGACGUUCCCACGGCCGCCGACCCCAUCGUGCAGUUCAAGCUGGCUCAGCUUGCAGGACCGGUCUACUCUAGUGGCUCGACCACGUAUAUCCCGUCUGCUUCAUCAGCCGUGCUGAUCCUGUCGAAGUCCGCGGAGAUGGCCAGUACAAUCAUCGACCUCAGCUCUCAGCUAGGGGUCAUGUUCGCGGUUCUACGCGCUCAACCGGACGGUGCGGCUCUUGCCGCUAUGACAGCCCUGCGAUACGCUUUCUCGCUCGUGAAUUCAGGACCGCACGUAAUGAGCACGCACACAUGGGCUGCUACAACCGAGAACAAGACUUAUAUCCGGAUGAUGGGUAUAUACAACAGUGUGUGCUACCCCAAACAUCUUCAAGAGAUCUACACGAACAAUAUGGGAGCGUACAUGUCUGAUACGUUCAAGCGCCUUCAGGACCAACUCGGCAAUGUUAACUCGUUGAUGUUCUGGGAGCUGCAUCGGGAGACGUUUGGCUGGGGGAUCUCAAUGAGGCAGAUCCGCGAUCUUUUUGAGAGCGCUCUUGAAGAGCUGCCGAAGGGCUUCUUCAUGCUACGUGCGAUCCGCACACCGCUCAUUGUCCCAGUUUCGAUGGCAUCGCUGAACAUGGUCGAGCAGUCAACAUCUUCUUUCAUGGAGAGCCUCGUCAACAUACGUAACGGCUACCACGAGUUUGCUAACAACUUGAAGACCGUGAAGAUGUUGUACGAGCUCGAGGAGUUGGAGCCCACUAUCUCCGAUGGCAAGCAUCCAUAUCCCGAGAAUGCUCAAAGCCUUCGAUCCGGGAUCGCAGUGGAGUUCUGCGAUGUAUCGUUCAAGUAUCCCGGCAAGGAGGCGUACGCAGUACGGCACAUAUCGUUCCGCGUCGAGGCAGGACAACUCUGCGUCAUCGUUGGCACGAAUGGGUCGGGUAAAAGCACGCUCAUGAAGCUUUUGACCCGCGUGUACGAUGUCACCGAGGGCAAGAUUCUCAUAGACGGAAAGGACAUCAAGACACUGAAGUUGCAUGAUCUCCAUCGCGCCAUGAGCACGCUGUUCCAAGAUUACACCCAUUUUCAACUCUCGCUUCGUGACAACAUCGCGAUAGGCGAUCCCGAGAACACCGAUGACGACGAGCGCGUCCGAGAAGCUGCCCGCUUGAGCGGUGUCGAUUCAAUCGUCGAGAAGCUCCCGGAGGCUUACGAGACAUAUCUCCAUCGCCCGGUACAAGACAUGUUCAACAAUGUACCCCCAGGUACCAAGAAACUCUUUGGUCGUGAGACCUCGAUACAAGGGGGGAUAGGGAGUGGCAAGUAUGACAAGACCGAUACAUGGCUGUCCGGAGGCCAGAUGCAGAAGCUUGCUGUAGCUCGGACAUUCAUGCGUUCACUACCCGAUGAUCCACGGGUUGGCCUCCUUCUCUUCGACGAACCGAGUGCACAUCUCGACCCCAGGGCAGAAUAUGACCUUUUCGCGCGUCUGCGUACCCUACGCGGCGAGAAAACCAUGUUCUUCUCGACCCAUCGGUUCGGCAAUCUCACCCGCCACGCCGAUCAGAUCAUAUAUAUGCACGACUCCGCGAUAGUUGAGAUCGGCACACAUGAGCAACUGCUGAAACGAGGAGGCCAGUACGCGGAGUUGUGGAAGCUGCAGGCCGAGGCAUUCUUGUAG